Molecule: messenger RNA, 1535 nt
Organism: Anneissia japonica
Lineage: Eukaryota; Metazoa; Echinodermata; Crinoidea; Comatulida; Comatulidae
Product: mucin-5AC-like
Exons: 6
Coding region: 1-1335 (444 amino acids)
Source: RefSeq, a predicted model, not a curated record
AUGCAUAUACCAACGCAUGCUUACGAUGGCAAUAACUGUACAUUUAGCAUGAGCAGAAAGGGUUACGUAUGGAAACCGGACAACCACAAUCCAUUUAUGACGCUAAAAACACAGGGCGCCAUCCGUUGCUCCUCGUUCUGUUGCAACCUCUCCAACUGUUGCUCAUUCAAUUACCAUUCAGAUACCAGUGAAUGUGAGAUGAUGUCGGCCAGUGCCAUGCCAUCUGAUUUGGUUGUCAGUGAAUCUGGAACAUAUUACACGUCUAAUAGCAAAAUUAUUCAUGGCUCGUCUUGUGAAGGGGUAUCAACACCCACAAUCGGUUCUACUACAGGACCGAGAAGUGAAGCAACAUCCGAGGCAGUGUCAACACCGACAGUCGGUUCUACUGCAGGACCGAGUAGUGCAGCAACAACCAAGUGCAGCAACAACCAAGGUAGUGUCAACACCCACAGUCGGUUCGGACCGAGUAGUGCAGCAACAACCAAGGUAGUGUCAACACCCACAGUCGGUUCUACUGGAGGACCCAGCAGUGAAGCAACAUCCGAUAUAGUGUCAACACCAACAGUCGGUUCUACUACAGAACCCAGCAGUGAACCAACAUCCGAGGCAGUGUCAACACCGACAGUCAGUUCUACUGCAGGACCGAGUAGUGCAGCAACAACCAAGGUAGUGUCAACACCCACAGUCGGUUCUACUGCAGGACCCAGCAGUGAAGCAACAUCUGAGGUAGUGUCAACUAUUGUAGCAUCUAGCAGUGAGGCAACAACUGAGUCUGUGGAAACAGACUGCUUCACCAGCCCAUACUCAAAUACUGUGGAUAUCCCGCCAUAUUCAGGUUGUUAUGUUGGAGUAAGUACUGCCGCUGUGCCGGCGUCAUCGUUCAGCGCUUCAUCGGGGCAAAAUCUCGCUCACUUUGCCCGACUUGGUUGCCAGCAAUCUGCUGAUAUAGGAGGAUGGAUUGGGAACGCACGUGGAUGGUUACAGGUGGACCUGAUCACGCUUACAACUGUGUACGGUGUUAUAACGCAAGGUGGAGUCUGUGAUUCAGUUAACGAUUGCCCUAACAUUACGCAUGACGGCAGCAGUGGAGAUGUGUACUACACAUCUUAUAUUAAAGUAGGGUGGAAUGUUGACAUUGACUCUCAUGGCUGGUCCGCCUUUUUAAAUCCUUCAGACAACUCUGAGGUGUUUCCGGCUAACACUGACUGUGGAACACCAUUAUUGAAUUGGUUUUCAACUCACGAGAUUACUAGAUACCUACGGAUGUACAUCAAAUCGUUUGUAAAUAGUCCAGCUCUGCGGUUCGAGCUACUGAACUGCCCAAAAAAAAAUUGAAGCAGUAAAGAUUGAUGGCACCAAAUCUUAGUGACACCAAAUUCAAAGGCAAAGCGACACGUAGAAAUUCAUAUGUUUGGCCAUGUUAGUUCACGACAAUGACGGAACUUUUUGCUAUGCUUGUUAUAUUUUCGGUGUUUGUAUAUAUUUGUGUAUCUGUAUGUAUUAAAAUAGAUACACCCAAACAGAAUUUCCGUAUU